AUGCCGCGGCCAGUCAGCGUCUCUGAGAGCAUGGAGAGGGCCGGCACUGAGCAACAGAGCCUGGAAGAGGAUGAUGACGAUGACAAUGACAACGAUGAGUUCAGCUACACCUGUCCUUUGGCACAUUCUCCACCCCUGUGCAUGAGUUUGGGUGACACUCAGCUGGGCGACGCAGAUGGGCCCGUCCCGUUCUCAUUCAAGACCAGGCACCCCUGCACGGUGAAAGAUGACGGAGAGAAGAACAGAAUAUACGCCAAGAGGUUGGCCAGGCACACGUUGGAGCUCAAAGAGGAUGCUCAGGAGUUUGAGGAACCAUUUUACAAAGACUUGGAGAUGUCUGGCAGCCUGUCCGAGGAGGAGGACAGCAACUGGACCAGGACAUACCACCUUCCUGUGCACCAAAGGAAACACACGUCCCGAGCUGCCAGCGUGUCGCCAUGCGAUUCCUAUGACUCCUACCAGCAUGGUAUGGGCAGGCACAUGGGGACAGACCCGUUUUCCCCAUGGGCCCACCCCAGCGACCCACACGUCUCCAGCCCAGAGCACACCAGGGGAGCAGAGCCCCACAGGUGGCACGAGGAGUCCAUUGGGGACAGGGAGGUCCCCUCGCUGCAGGUGCCCUACAGAGUGCUGUGGGAGGAGAACAACAUGCUACGCAGGAUGGUGCGGAGCAUGCAGGGCUCUCUUGAGAGCCAGGUGCACAGCAUGUGGAGCCUGGAGUGCCAGCUGAAGGCCAGCCUGGCCAAGGAGGAGAGGAGGGCCCAGGGGCUGCAGGCCCUCAACCAGCAGACGGAGCGCAGCCUCCACCUCAUGACCCAGCGGGCUCUGGAGGCGGAAAAACACGUGGAGAAGCUGAAGCAGGAGAUGCUGCUUCUCCAGGGAGAGCUAGAGUCCUCCAAGGUGGAGAACGAAAGCCUGAGAGUGGGGAAGAGCAUGGACCCGGAGGCGGUGAAGCACGACGUAGAUUUUGCCCUGAAGAACCUCCAGAAGAUAAUAGCAGGUGCAAACCGGUCCAUCAAGCAGCUGGUUGCUGGGACGGAGUCGCUGAAUUUUGUUGUUGACAUCCUUAAAUCCACAGGCAAAAUUUCUGAUGCUGAAGCAGAGGAAGACCAAUGA
Molecule: messenger RNA, 1116 nt
Organism: Numida meleagris (helmeted guineafowl)
Lineage: Eukaryota; Metazoa; Chordata; Aves; Galliformes; Numididae
Product: serologically defined colon cancer antigen 3 homolog
Exons: 1
Coding region: 1-1116 (371 amino acids)
Biological process (GO): positive regulation of protein localization to cilium; regulation of cytokinesis; positive regulation of cilium assembly
Cellular component (GO): ciliary basal body; recycling endosome; midbody
Source: RefSeq, a predicted model, not a curated record